Messenger RNA from Neohortaea acidophila, 2844 nucleotides. Its product is annotated as peptidase family M41-domain-containing protein. Gene Ontology annotation, cellular component: m-AAA complex; membrane. Gene Ontology annotation, molecular function: ATP hydrolysis activity; metalloendopeptidase activity; ATP binding. The coding region runs from base 1 to 2844 and encodes 947 amino acids. The record is from RefSeq and is a predicted model, not a curated record. Gene Ontology annotation, biological process: protein-containing complex assembly; mitochondrial protein processing. Lineage: Eukaryota; Fungi; Ascomycota; Dothideomycetes; Mycosphaerellales; Teratosphaeriaceae. The transcript has a single exon.
AUGGCCACGAUUCUUCGUCGGCCGCACACUGUUGCGCGCACUUCACGACACCUCCUCGAUGCCGCCUCAUUAUCUCAAACGCUCGCAAGGAGACCUGCGUCUUUCCCCCGACCUCCUUUUGCAUAUGCAUGCAGUCGCAGCUAUGCCACACCAAAGAAGUCCGACCAAAAGGGCAAGCCGGCCAAAGGCACGGAGCACCUCUAUGGCAAAUCCUCACCCAUGUCCUCGCCACAACCGCCGUCGAGCACGACUCCCGCUACGCCAACUCCCGAUGCAGCUCCAAGCCAGCCUCCGCCGACCAACAAGCUUGAGCCCGGCAUGGACAAGCUCUCGCAGACCGAGGAGGAAAAUCUCGACUACAUCAUUGAUCUGGUGAAGAAAGGGAUGCCCAAGUCCAUGGCACAGGAGCUGGAUGCUGUAGCGUCGCGAUUGAAGAAGGAAGGCGUGCCGACCGAGAUGCACGAGGUGAUGAAAGAGGUGAUGGAGAAGGGCAUGUCGCCUGGUCGAGCUGCGAAGUUGUGGCGACUCACGGGCCCGCUGGCGCGGCAGCAUGUAGAGAGGGAAAAGGAGGAGCAAGCUGCUACUCCACAACAGAAAACCUCGUCCGAUCCUGGCCCGCAACAAAACAACAUCAAAGGGGAGGAAGGACCUCGCCCGCAAGAGCAAGAGCAACAGGGACAGCAGCAGCGGAAUUCAGGCGAGGAAGGGCAGCAAAAGAAGAAGGACGGGCAGAAGAAGAAGUCAGAAGACAUGUUUGCCAACAUGACCGAGAUCAAAUUCGACAUGAGCAACUUCCUCGUGUCGGCCUUUGUCGCCUAUCUGCUCUACCGACUCGUGGUUCCGACUGAGAACAGUCGCGAGAUCACCUGGCAAGAGUUCCGAAAUACCUUUUUCGACAAGGGACUGGUGGAGAAGCUGGUGGUGAUUAACAGCAAUCGCGUGCGAGUCUAUCUCCAUCGCGAGAGUGUGGCCGCCAUGUACCCCGAGUCGCCAGCCGCUCAGGCUGGUUUCUUCUACUACUUCUCCAUUGGAUCCGUGGAGGCCUUUGAGAGGAGAGUGGACGAAGCUCAAGCCGAGCUAGGCAUUCCCUCCUCCGAGCGGAUUCCAGUCUCCUACCAUUCCGAGACUUCUUGGUCUAACACGAUCCUUGCCUUCGGCCCGACACUUCUCUUUAUUGGCGCCAUUCUCUACCUCAGUCGCCGUGCUGCCAGUGGUGCAGGUGGAGGUCAAGGAGGCAUCUUUGGCAUGGGACGGAGUAGAGCGAAGAAAUUCAACCACGAAACGGACAUCAAGGUCAAGUUUUCGGACGUCGCAGGCAUGGACGAAGCGAAGAUGGAGAUUAUGGAGUUUGUGUCAUUCCUCAAAGAGCCUGGCCUCUACCAAAAGCUAGGCGCCAAAAUCCCUCGAGGCGCCAUUUUGAGUGGACCGCCAGGAACAGGUAAGACUCUACUGGCUAAGGCUACAGCCGGAGAGUCUGGUGUGCCAUUCUUCUCGGUCUCUGGUUCUGAAUUCGUGGAGAUGUUUGUCGGUGUGGGACCUUCACGAGUGCGAGAUCUGUUUGCCAACGCGAGGAAGAACACGCCGUGCAUCAUCUUCAUCGACGAAAUCGACGCCAUCGGCAAGAGUCGUGCGAAGCAGUCUUUCGGAGGUGGUAACGACGAGCGAGAGAGCACGUUGAACCAAAUCCUCACCGAGAUGGACGGCUUCAAUACUUCGGAGCAAGUCGUUGUUCUUGCCGGUACCAACCGAGCAGACGUCCUCGACAAAGCGCUCAUGCGCCCUGGCCGCUUCGAUCGGCACAUCGCCAUCGACCGUCCGACAAUGGAGGGACGGAAGCAAAUUUUCAACGUCCACCUGAAAAAGAUUGUCACCCACGAAGACUUGGACCAUCUCAAAGGUCGCUUGGCCGCUCUGACCCCCGGUUUCAGCGGAGCCGACAUUGCCAACUGCGUCAACGAAGCCGCGCUCAUCGCCGCGAGAACCUCGGAAGAGAGCGUGAAGGUUACACAUUUCGAGCAAGCCAUCGAGCGCGUGAUUGGCGGAAUGGAGAAGAAGAGUCUCGUCUUGUCUCCCGAAGAGAAGAAGACCGUCGCCUACCAUGAAGCCGGUCACGCCAUCUGCGGCUGGUACUUCCAGUACGCCGACCCGCUGCUCAAAGUCUCCAUCAUCCCUCGCGGCUCCGGCGCGCUCGGCUACGCCCAGUACCUUCCCGGCGGAGGCGCCGAUGCGGUACUACUCAACAUGCGUCAAAUGAUGGAUCGCAUGGCCAUGACGCUCGGCGGCCGCGUGUCGGAGGAACUACACUUCGACACCGUCACAUCGGGCGCGAGCGACGACUUCAACAAAGUCACCCGCAUGGCCACCGCCAUGGUGACGAAGUGGGGCAUGUCGCAGAAGAUUGGCUACAUCUACUACCCAGACAGCAGCGAGAGUCAAGAAGCGGCGCUGACGAAGCCCUUCUCCGAGCAGACGGGCCGCACCAUCGACGAGGAGGUGAAGCGCAUCGUCAACGAGGCGUACGAGCAGUGCCGCGAACUGCUCGUCGAGAAGAAGAAGGAAGUCGGGCUUGUGGCGGAGGAGUUGUUGGCUAAGGAGGUGCUGAGUCGCGAUGAUAUGGUGCGCUUGCUCGGCCCGAGACCUUGGGAGAGCAAGGGCGAGUUUGACAAGUAUUUCGGCGGGGGAUCGACUUCGCCCAAGCAGACGGAGGAGGGUCUUGGGAAGAACCCGGGGGGUAUUGGAGACAAUGCGCCGUCGGAUGCUGGGAGUGGAUCUGGUUUGCCGCCUGGGUUGGCGAGGGGUCCGGAUCCGGAGGGCGCGCCUAGCUUGUAUCGGAGGGAGCAGUAA